AUGGUUCAAGUUGCAAGUUCACCAGAAACCUGGGACUCUGAUAGCAAUUAUCUCACUGUGCAGUCUAUGAAAACCUACUUCGCGCUCGGAACUGUUGUCGGACUCCCUCUGUACUCGGUAUACCACCUGAGAAAAAGGAAUAAAUCCCUUUCUAUCCAGGAGUUGUUGAAUAGCUCUUCACUUGCCGGCGUUGGAGCGGCUACUGCAGGAGGGCUGGUUGAAUUCUCACGGAACUCCCUUUCAGAUGCUGCGACACUGAAAAAGCGGCGCUUGCUACUCUCUACCAGUGUUUCUCGACGUCGCCAAGAUGAUUUCGCUACAAUCGGCGCAGUUUUAGGUGUUUGCGUUGUCCCUGCGGUUUUCUGGACUAGAGCUAGUCUCGUCUACCUGACGACUGGAGGGUUAACUUGGGGAUAUGGGUCAGGAUUCAUGGUACAUCAUCUGAAGAGAAUGUCCAAUAAUCCUGCUAGCGUUUGA
Mycena indigotica is the source of this 477-nucleotide messenger RNA. RefSeq lists its product as uncharacterized. The coding region runs from base 1 to 477 and encodes 158 amino acids. The record is from RefSeq and is a predicted model, not a curated record. NCBI's taxonomy places the organism in Eukaryota, Fungi, Basidiomycota, Agaricomycetes, Agaricales, Mycenaceae. The transcript has 5 exons.